AUGUCUGUUACAGACUUCACCAUAACUGAUGAGAACGUACGCUUGCAUCACAGCAUUGAGAAGGAGAAAACUAUAAGACAUAUUGGCGAUUUCUGUUCCUCAUACUCUGUGAAAAAAAUUCAGGUUGGAAUCUGCUUACUUCUGGUGGAGCUGUGUGAGAGGUUCACGUUCUUUGAGGUCGUCUGCAACAUGAUCCCCUUUUGCACUAUCAAGCUUGGCUAUCACAAUUGCCAGGCAGCCAUCUUAAACUUGUGUUUUAUUGGAACUUCAGUACUUACCCCUGUGUUUAUUGGAUGGGUCACUGAUGUCUAUUUAGGAAGAAACAAACUGGUGUAUAUUUGCUUGUUUCUACAUUUUCUAGGCACUGCUUUGUUAUCUGUGGUGGCUUUUCCCUUGGAAGAUUUCUAUCUGGGCACUUACCAUGCAGUUAACAACAUACCAAAAACAGAGCAGCACAGGCUGUUUUACGUAGCACUGUUGACCAUUUGCCUUGGCAUUGGAGGCAUAAGAGCCAUCGUCUGUCCACUGCGUGCUUUUGGCCUUCAGGAGUAUGGAUCACAAAAAACAGUGUCUUUUUUUAACUGGUUUUACUGGCUCAUGAACCUAAAUGCAACCAUUGUGUUUCUGGGAAUAUCUUACAUCCAGCACUCACAGGCCUGGGCCCUUGUUUUACUUAUUCCUUUUAUGUCUACACUUAUGGCUCUGAUAACUCUUCAUAUGAUAUACUACAACCUAAUUUAUCAGUCAGAAAAACGUUGUUCUCUCCUGACAAGUGUUGGGGUGUUGGUUAGUGCACUGAAAACAUGCCACCUGCAAUACUGCCCUCUUGGCAGAGACGCGACAAGCCAGUUAGACCAUGCCAAAGAAAAAAAUGGUGGCUGCUACAGUGAGCUCCACGUAGAAGACACAACAUUUUUCCUCACCCUUCUCCCUCUCUUCAUUUUUCAGCUCCUAUACAGAAUGUGCAUUAUGCAGAUUCCUUCAGGAUAUUAUCUGCAAACCAUGAAUUCCAACCUGAAUUUGGAUGGAUUUCUUCUGCCGAUUGCAGUAAUGAAUGCCAUCAGCAUCCUACCACUACUAAUUCUGUCUCCUUUUCUGGAGUAUUUCAGCACCUGCCUGUUUCCCUCUAAGAGAGGUGGAUCAUUUCUGUCAACAUGCAUCAGCAUUCUCCUUCCAGGGACUGUCAUGUUUAAGGAGGCAGAUGGUAAAGUCAAUGACAAUGCCUAA
This is a messenger RNA of Rhinopithecus roxellana (golden snub-nosed monkey), 1227 nucleotides long. RefSeq names its product solute carrier family 15 member 5. Gene Ontology annotation, cellular component: membrane. The coding region runs from base 1 to 1227 and encodes 408 amino acids. The transcript has 6 exons. The record is from RefSeq and is a predicted model, not a curated record. Gene Ontology annotation, biological process: transmembrane transport. Lineage: Eukaryota; Metazoa; Chordata; Mammalia; Primates; Cercopithecidae. Gene Ontology annotation, molecular function: transmembrane transporter activity.